This is a messenger RNA of Corvus hawaiiensis (hawaiian crow), 4458 nucleotides long. It is a transcript of the gene RNFT2, whose product is annotated as ring finger protein, transmembrane 2. The coding region runs from base 644 to 1990 and encodes 448 amino acids. The transcript is spliced from 11 exons. Gene Ontology annotation, molecular function: ubiquitin protein ligase activity. Lineage: Eukaryota; Metazoa; Chordata; Aves; Passeriformes; Corvidae. The record is from RefSeq and is a predicted model, not a curated record. Gene Ontology annotation, biological process: positive regulation of ERAD pathway.
CCGGGCGUGCGCCGGGAGGGCGGGGGCGGGACCGGCGCCGCAACCGGGGCCGAGCCGGUGGGCCUGUGUGAGCACUGGGGGCCAGGUGCUUGACAGUCAUUGGCUUGAAGGACCUGUGAUGAGUUUGAAAUUUGGACUGUCUUGGACUGUCUGAAGCACUCCAACUGUCAAUGUCUGCACACUCUUGGGAUUCCAUCUCUCCCAGUGUGGCUGGCACCUUUCACCUCUGGAUAAAGCUGUUGUUCAGUUUUGCUUUGCAAAGCAAGUUUCUGCAGAAGUAGAAGACGGGAUUUCAUUUCCCACGAGGGCGUUGAGUCGUGUCACAGCGAGAGCCACUGUUAGAUGUCCCCGUGUUCUUUGCCAGGACAUGCCAUCCCACAGCUGUACACUCCUGGUGACUGCCACGUCCUGCAGAAGGGGACCUGACUAAUUCCUGCCCAGCCUGGAGACCCAUGUGCUCCCAUUUCCCGUUCAAAGUUGUCUCUUUGCGAGUGUACUGAGAAACAAAUGGGAGCUCGAGGUGCUCUGUCACAGAAGCAAAUGAUUCCUGCCAGCCAUGUCCCCAGCUGAGUGGGUCCCACAGCCCUCUGCCCCCAGGGUCUGUGCCAGUAGCCACACUGGGAUUUGCUGAGCCACAGGGUUCAUGUUGAGCGUGUUGUGUUUUAAGGUUUUGAGGAAAAUGCAGAGGCGGCACAGCAGCAACACUGACAACGUGCCUCCUGAAAGAAACCGGAGCCAGACGGUCAGUUCUGAAACCAGCGUGGAUGAAAGUGGAGUUUUUGAAAGCCUGAAGGCUGAAGCCUCCUCUCCACAGCAGCUGUUCUCGGGGCUGGCCGGGAUCCCCUCGGGCACCAUCACAGCCACGCCCUUCCAGUCCGGGCUGGUGCUGGGCUCUUCCGCCGGAGGUGGGGAAGUGUUCAUCCAGAUGCCAGCCCCGAGGGAGGAGGGGGCCAGCCGAGCUGAGGGAGCCCCGUUUCACCACCGGCAGCCGUCCCAUCACUUCCACCAUGGCCACCACCGGGGCUCCUCUCUGCUGCACAUGGCAGGGGGGGACCGGCACGGGCACGCUGAGGAGGGCACUGAGGAACAGGCUGGAACUCCAGCCCCAGCUCUUUCUGAGCUAAAAGCUGUGAUUGGUUGGCUGCAGAAGGGACUUCCCUUCAUCUUGAUCCUCCUGGCUAAAGUUUGUUUCCAGCACAAGCUUGGAAUUGCUGUGUGCAUUGGCAUGGCCAGCACCUUUGCCUACGCCAACUCCACGCUCCGAGAACAGGUUGCUUUGAAGGAGAAGAGAUCAGUGUUGGUUGUCUUCUGGAUCCUGGCCUUUCUCACUGGAAACACCCUGUACUUGCUUUACACAUUCAGCUCUCAGCAGCUUUACAACAGCCUUAUAUUCCUGAAACCCAGCCUGGACAGGCUGGACUUCUUCGACCUCAUGUGGAUCGUAGGCAUCGCAGACUUUGUGCUGAAGUACCUCACCAUUGCCCUGAAAUGCCUCAUCGUGGCCCUGCCCAAGAUCAUCCUCGCUGUCAAGUCAAAGGGAAAGUUUUAUUUGAUUAUUGAGGAGCUGAGCCAGCUGUUCCGCUCCCUUGUCCCCAUCCAGCUGUGGUACAAAUACAUCAUGGGAGAUGAUCCAUCCAGCAGCUACUUCCUGGGCGGAAUCCUGAUCAUCAUGUACAGCCUCUGCAAGUCUUUUGACAUUUGUGGCCGUGUGGGAAGUGUCAGGAAGGCACUGAAGGUCCUUUGCACCCCCCAGACCUAUGGAGUCCGUGCCACCAGCCAGCAGUGCAGUGAGGCAGGAGACAUCUGUGCCAUUUGCCAGGCAGAGUUCAGGGAACCUCUGAUCCUUAUGUGCCAGCACGUGUUCUGUGAGGAGUGCCUGUGCCUGUGGUUCGACCGGGAGAAGACGUGUCCCCUGUGCCGCUCGGUCACCGUGGAGACCCUGCGCUGCUGGAAGGACGGCACCACCUCUGCCCACUUCCAGGUGUACUGACAGCAGGACAGCUCACCAGGGCACAGAGCAGGAACAGCUGGAAAACCCCAGGAUCCUGUGCCCCUGUUUAGUCGCCUGUGGUUUUGUUUCAAUCUUUCUUCCAGCUCUGAGCCAACAGAACAAUUGUGACUGGCCAGAAACUUUACCCUCAAAGGCAGGGAAGGUGUGGGUUGUGUUAUGGCAAACUCCAGGACGUUUCUGGAGCUUACAUGGUUAUAAAGUGUUUGGGAUGUUUCCUAUUUGCCUGUCCUUUUAGUAUGGACAAACACUGCGUGUCCAGGGCAGGGGAGCUGUGACUGCACGUGCUGAACAAAGCUGUGCUCUGGCUGAGGAGCUUCACUUUACCUGGCCCUGCAUUCCCUGAAUCCAUAACUUUACAGAAUUACACAGCACCUCUGAGAACUCUUCCCAAGCAGUGCUUCAGAACCUCAUGUCCAAAGUUUCAGUUGGAGAACUGUCAUUUCCCAGCUGUUUUUCCAAUUGAUUCCACAAAUGGCACAUGCUGUCACCUUAAGAAAAUCACAGGGAACUUGGGAAGGACCACACCAGUGAAGCUGGAAAUGACACUUCCUUUCCCUGGGAAUGUUUUUCCUCUUUAAUUUUCAUGAUGAGACUCCUGAUUUCCCAGUCUCUGGGGAGAGCAGCGGAAGGUUAAACUCAAGUUGGGUUUGUCUGCGUGGAAAUCCAGCUCCUGACCAAGAGCAUUUCACAAACUUAGGGUCUCUGCCCUGUGCUCCUCAGCCAGGACCUGCCUGGGUUCUCCAGGGAAAACCAGAACCUUGAGCUUCAGCAGGAGCUCCCGGAGGAGGGAGGUCCCUGACGGGAAUUAACCCCAUCCCUGUGGCCGAGGUCUCUGCUGAGGUUCUCCAGCAGCACAAGCCCUCAGAAGGAGCUGCUGUUUGUUCUGGAGCUUUCCUGUCCCCAGACGACCUCUGCUCCCACCCCUUUGGAACAGCAGCAUCUUCCCAGCUCAUUGCCAUGGAAAUGGCUCAAGGUGACAGCCCCACCUGAGCCAUCAGCGGGAAGAGGUUCCUGGGGGAAUGAGGCUGAGUCUGUGCUGAUGGAAACUCCACAGGGGAAGGAUUAAAGCAAACGGGAGCUGAUGGGAACAGGAUUAAGGCUCCACAUUUCUUUGGAAAUACCAGUUCAGUGUGGCUGAGGAGGAAUGGUGAGAGGCAGAGCAUGAGCUGGGGAAAAUCCAAAUCUGGCUUGGGAGGUUCAGGGAAGCAGAGGAGGAGAAGCUUUACUUUCCAAAACAAAGCGAUGUCAAAUCCUUGUCCAAUGCAUCCUGUGGAAGUGGAGAACUAAGCCAAGGAAUCUCAUUGCUCUCUGCAAUGGGAAUAGCUUCCCUCAUCUUUGGGAUGGGGGAGAGAGUUCAGAAAGGCAGAAAGCAAGGUUUUCAUUGGGCAUAAAAAUAUGAUGUGUGAUAGCCUGGAAUAUGCACCAGGAAAAGGGGAAAUGAGGAUUCCAUGGGCAGGGAGUUUCUGAAAGGCUUCAGUGUCACUUUGCAGUGCCAAUGAACCAAGGAUUUGUGUUCCUGCUUUCAAACUGUUUGAAAAGCUACUUCUCAUUCUGAAUUUUUUUCCAAAAUGGUCCUGGAAAAUGUGUUUGGAGAGUGUAGGAAAAGGUCAGUAGGAGCCCAGCUCUACAGAGAGCGUGGGAUACACUGCUUCAGAAUCAGUGCUUUAUUUGGUGAUAAGGCAGGAAACCAAAGGGAAAGGUUGGGUUUGCAUUCUUAAAGUUUUGGGGUUUUUUGGGAGGAUGGUCCUACCUUCUCCUGGAACAUGACACUUGGACCAGAAAACAUCCCAGGGGAACUUCCAUUCCAGUGACAGCUGCUGGGAGCCUGUUGAUUUCCAUGGGAAAGCAGGGAAGGCUGGGGAAGGAAGUUCCUCUGAGAGAGGAAAUAAAACCCGGAGCCUUUUUUUGCCAUUGAACAGUUAUUUUUCUUUUUUUUUAAUAAAUUCCUUAUAAAUAUGUACAAAGAGUCUCAGCAUAUGAAAUUCCUUUUACAAAAGAGAGAAGCCCCAUCCAGCCAGGACCAGGAGCCUCCUGGAGCUCCAGGAACUCCAAGCACAGGCCCUGCCCUUGCUUUGGUGAGGGGGAAACCUGCACAGUGACCCUGCUGGAGUUAAUCCCAGUGGUACUGGAUCAGCAAAAUGCCAGGAACUGGGCAUUCCCUGCCUGCCAUUCCCUUAGCAACGCCCCGGGAGAGACUGGGGAAUUCGCAGUGGCCUCAGGACUAACAAGGACAGACGGGGAGGGUUUUGUGAUAAGCUGUGGUGAAUGACUGGAAAAGGGGUGCUGUAAAAACCCAGGGAAUUAAAUCCCACUGCAGCUGGGUUUGCUCUGCUUGGUGCCACCUGUAACUACUGAUGGAGUAACUAAUAAAGGUGUAACUAAUAAAGGUGUAACUAAUAAAGGUGUAACUAAUAAAGGUGUAAGUAAUAAUGGCCAUUUAAUCCUCA